Messenger RNA from Centruroides sculpturatus (bark scorpion), 971 nucleotides. RefSeq lists its product as uncharacterized. The record is from RefSeq and is a predicted model, not a curated record. Lineage: Eukaryota; Metazoa; Arthropoda; Arachnida; Scorpiones; Buthidae. The coding region runs from base 50 to 745 and encodes 231 amino acids. The transcript is spliced from 5 exons.
CGGACUUGUUUUGUAAUAGCAGAAAAAGCAGACGACGAACGGAUGAAGGAUGUCAUCUACGAUAAUUUACUUCAUUAGGCCUUUAUCUUCGAGUUCUCCUAUGAAUAAAUGGAGAAUAGUUCACGUAUGCUUGUAUUUAGUAGCACUCGGUGGUUGUUUUUCAGCAAUAUUACCUUUUUAUCAUUUUAAGGCAGCUUUCGAAGGUUGGUGUCCCUUAUACGCAGAUGUAGUUGUCGAGCAAUUAAACGAUUCGUAUCAAUUCGUUUUGGAUAUUUCCUACGAAAAUAGGACCGUUUGGGGUUCAAUGGCAAUAUGUGAUUUUUGCCUUUUUACUCCUGUUGUCUGCUUCAUCUACGCCUUUGUAUGGGGAUGGUUCUUCUUCCUCUGCUCUGGAAAUGGAAGAUUAGGGAUUUGGGAACCGUGGCGUCUUAUAGUUCCUGCAGCAAUCUUUACCUUAGUGACUGCAAUUGUAAUGUUUGUUGCUGCUACUUUAAUGACGCAAGGAAUGAUGAAAUUUUGUGAAGGUUUUCAAAGAAAUAAUUUGGGAGGUUGUUCAACCGUCCAAUAUUUGAACUGUUCAACGUUUACCAAAUUGCAUGGUUUUUAUUAUACGCAAUUAAGAUCUGAAAUAUCCAUUUGGAUCGGUGCGUUUGGUUGGGGUAUAGGUAGCUUGGCCUUAUUCAUCAGAUGCUGCUAUGGAGCAGAUUUCAAGCAUCCAUUGCCAAAGGACGAAGAUUUUGUUUAGAAAUCUGUGUAAAAACGAAGGAAGGACUACUAGGAAAAAACCAAAUCUUUUCCAUUCAGUCAUGAAACUGAAAAUGUUGUUAAAAAAUAAUCUGAGAACUAUAGUUCUGGUUCCAAACUCAGAUUUAAAUGCAACAUUUUAAUUUAAUUGCCAACAAAUUUCCACAUUUCAGCUCUUUUGAAUGCUACUUUCAAAUUUUAUGUGAAUGUGAAUAAUUUCAUUUUUA